AUGUUAUCAUUGAGAGAGUUGUCAUUGAGACCAUUCACAGAUAACAAAGGCAACUACGAGGCGGAGAGCGAGGCGAACAGCGUGGGCAAGGGCCGCAACCGCGUGCGCGUGACGCUGGGGCGCGGGGACCUGGGCGCGCGGUACGAGUGCCGCGCCCAUAACGCCGCCCUCAACGCGCCCAUGGUCAGCGCCGUCAACGUGCUCGUCAACGGGAAAAAGCAUAUAGAAAUUCUUAAAGUGGAUAAGGAAAUCUACAAGACCGAAUACGAUGCGGGGCAUAACAAACGGAGUGGAAGGCGCGAGCGCAGCGUGGCGGCAGCGCACGUAAGCCUAGCUAUAGUAGAAUCUGAAAACAUACCCAGCUCUGACGCAACCACUGACCGGUGCGACGGCGGUUCUAGCGUGCGGCCCCAGCCUCGCCUAGCAGACCGCAUCCCCGCCACCCUCACCGCCCCGCCCACUGCUGCUGGGCCAUGGGAUUUAUGA
Gryllus bimaculatus (two-spotted cricket) is the source of this 486-nucleotide messenger RNA. NCBI's taxonomy places the organism in Eukaryota, Metazoa, Arthropoda, Insecta, Orthoptera, Gryllidae. The record is from the annotation of a GenBank genome assembly.